UAGUUCAGAAACCGAGAAAAGCGACCACAGAACACGGCAGACCGCCAACGAAUAUCCGCACGGAGACUUCACCCACGAUGGCAGACAAUUUGAGUACAACGACAUCCGCCCCCAUAACUGAUACGGUCCAGACCGAGCAGGACGUUACUCACGACAACCACGAUGACGAUGUCGACUCGGCGUACGAUACAUCAAGUCUGGCCAGCUUUGCCAUGACCAUCCCCUCUGCCAUCAUGCGCCAUCGCAUGGAAAAUGGCAGACGAUACCAUGCAUACAAGGAGGGCGUUUACCAUCUCCCCAAUGAUGAACCAGAAUCAGAACGCCUAGACAUUCAACAUCACAUGUUCCAACUCACCUUCGAUGGCAAGCUACAGCUUUGUCCUGUCAAAGAGCAGAAACAAUUGAAUCGCGUCUUGGAUUGCGGUACUGGCACCGGAAUAUGGGCGAUUGACUUUGCCGACGAACAUCCAGAAACACAGGUAAUCGGCGUCGAUUUGAGUCCAAUACAGCCGUCGUUCGUCCCCCCAAACGUUCAUUUCUUCAUCGACGACCUCGAAGAAAACUGGACCUUCACCACCAAGUUCGACUUUAUCCACUGCCGCAUGAUGACUGGCGCCAUAGCCAACUGGCCUCGCUUCUUCGAACAUUGUUACGAGAAUCUUACGCCAGGAGGCUUCAUCGAAGUAACAGACAUCGUCUUCCCUGUCGCUUCGGACGACAACACGAUACCCCCGGACUCGGACUUCAGAAGGUGGUCCGACCUGCUCCUCGAAAGUGCCGCCAGGGUCGGACGUCCAAUCGACAGCGCCGACCACUACCCCACACAGUUGGCGGAGGCCGGGUUCGUCAACAUCGUGAAGAAGAGAUUCAAGUGGCCUCAGAACCCGUGGCCCAGGAGUAGUAAAUACAGGGAGCUGGGCGCGUGGACCACAGAGAACAUCACCAAAGGCGUAUCGGGCCUUAGUAUGGCCUUGUUCACUCGAGCGCUAGGAUGGUCUGUCGAUCAAGUCGACACAUUCCUUACUAGCGUGAAGAGAGAUAUGGCGAGCCCACAUAUUCAUGCCUAUUACAACAUACACGUUAUAUAUGCAAAUAAGCCGGCAUGAAUUAAAAGGUUGGAACCCCCGUGGCCGAUCAGGGACUUGAUAUCUCAUAGGACUAUAGACGGCAUAUAGACGUGAUAGUUUACUCCCAUGAAUACGAGGGGUC
Molecule: messenger RNA, 1209 nt
Organism: Sodiomyces alkalinus F11
Lineage: Eukaryota; Fungi; Ascomycota; Sordariomycetes; Glomerellales; Plectosphaerellaceae
Product: S-adenosyl-L-methionine-dependent methyltransferase
Exons: 12
Coding region: 78-1106 (342 amino acids)
Molecular function (GO): methyltransferase activity
Source: RefSeq, a predicted model, not a curated record